Messenger RNA from Aphanomyces invadans, 279 nucleotides. RefSeq lists its product as hypothetical. Lineage: Eukaryota; Oomycota; Saprolegniomycetes; Saprolegniales; Verrucalvaceae. Bases 1 to 279 code for a protein of 92 amino acids. The transcript has 2 exons. The record is from RefSeq and is a predicted model, not a curated record.
AUGAACCUUCCUGGAAAGCCCGCGUUCGAGACAGCGUGUCCAAGUGCCUCGGAUUCGCGAAGUCUACAGCCGUCGUCGGACAUGGAAGACCUCGAGCGGCGCCUGAAGACUCACUUCGCUGAAGUGACCUCGUCGCAUUGGGUGUCUGCGCACGACAAGUGUUGUUCGUUUGAAGAUGCAUACAUGGAGGCGGCAGAAAACGAGAUCCUGGCCCUUGAAGCGGAACCAUCGGAAGAAGCUGAUGGAAAACUGCUUGAGGCCUCUUCUGAAAGUGAAUAG